This is a messenger RNA of Eriocheir sinensis (Chinese mitten crab), 5521 nucleotides long. RefSeq names its product lissencephaly-1 homolog (gene Lis-1). Bases 205 to 1437 code for a protein of 410 amino acids. The record is from RefSeq and is a predicted model, not a curated record. Gene Ontology annotation, molecular function: protein binding. The transcript is spliced from 10 exons. NCBI's taxonomy places the organism in Eukaryota, Metazoa, Arthropoda, Malacostraca, Decapoda, Varunidae.
CAUCGGCCCAGUCCUCCCCUCCACCCGAUCGAUCUCGCGGAGUCUCGCAAAGCACGAGAGUCCGAUCGGCGGAGCACAACAGAGGCCGCCCAGAGGCACCUAUUUAAGAGUUUUUCCCUCCUCAUCUUCUCUUAACGCUUAGUAUGGAGGUGUAAGAAGUGCUGUGAUACGCGAGUUGUUUGGUGCCCACAGUGAACCCACAUCAUGAAAAUGGUUUUGUCGCAGCGCCAAAGAGAGGAACUCAAUAAGGCCAUAGCUGACUACCUGUGCAGCAAUGGCUAUAUGGAUGCUCUGGAGGCCUUCAAGGCAGAGGCUGACAUGCCGGGGGAGAUCGAGAGAAAAUACGCCGGACUCCUUGAGAAGAAAUGGUGCUCAGUCAUCAGGCUCCAGAAAAAGGUUAUGGAGCUUGAGGUGAAGCUGAACGAAGCCGAGAGAGAGUACAUCGCAGGAGCCCCGACACGCGACAAACGCUCCCCCGCAGAAUGGAUCCCUCGCCCCCCGGAGAAGUACUGCCUCACCGGACACAGAGCUCCGGUCACUCGGGUCAUCAUCCACCCCAUGUACUCGGUGAUGGUGUCGUCCAGCGAAGACGGGACCAUCAAGGUGUGGGACUACGAGACAGGUGACUACGAGAAGACCCUCAAGGGUCACACCGACAGCAUCCAGGACAUUGCCUUCGACCAUAGCGGGAAGUUCCUAGUGUCAUGUAGUGCCGACAUGUCCAUCAAGCUGUGGGACUUCUCCUCCUACGAGUGCGUCAAGACCAUGCACGGCCACGACCACAACGUCUCCUCCGUCACCUUCAUGCCCUCGGGUGACUACCUCCUCAGCUCCUCCCGGGACAAGACCAUCAAGAUGUGGGAGGUGGCGACCGGGUACUGCGUCAAGACCUUCACUGGGCACCGGGAGUGGGUCAGGAUGGUGCGGGUGUGCAGCGACGGCUCCCUCAUCGCCUCCUGCUCUAACGACCAGACGGUGCGAGUCUGGCUCACGGCUACCAAGGAGUGCAAGGCCGAACUUCGAGAGCACGACCACGUGGUUGAGUGCAUCACCUGGUGUGAGGGCAAUGCCUGCUCCGCGGUGAACGACGCCCUCGCCACGGACAACCGCAAGCCCACCUACCAAGGCCCCUUCCUCAUCUCGGGCUCCAGGGACAAGACCAUCAAGAUUUGGGACGUGGGUGUGGGCCUCUGCCUCAUCACACUGGUGGGCCACGACAACUGGGUGCGGGGCCUCGUGGUUCACCCGGGCGGAAAGUACCUCCUCUCGGCCUCGGAUGACAAGACCGUUCGGGUGUGGGACAUCAAGAAUAAGCGUUGCCAAAAGACCCUCGAUGCUCACUCUCACUUCUGUACAUCCUUAGACAUGCAUAGAAACGCCCCUUACGUCAUCACCGGCAGCGUGGACCAGACCAUCAAGGUGUGGGAGUGUCGCUAACAUGAGGGUGUGCCAGCCAGCCAGCCUCCCCCUCCCAGCCCACCCCUUCCUCCCUACUGCACGCUGUCACUGCUGCCACACACACGGAUGAUGAUGAUGCCACUGCUGCUGCUGCUGUUGCUGCUGCUGCUCCCUGCCCCUCCUGCACUGCUGUCUGUGAUCCCCUGCCCUGUGGCUGCUCUGGUGGUGGUGGUGGUGGCGGUGGUGGUGGCAGCCACGCUGGGUACCUCCGCAGGGCUGGUGCCACCCUCCCUGCCCUGCACUAUGAUCUUGAGGGAGCUGGAAUUUGGACAGUGUGCAGUAAGAGGCAAGUGGAUCAUGUUUUUGGGAGGAUAAAACCCAAGUAAUUUAUUACUUUAAUUUAUUAUUACCACAAAAGAUAUCAAGAGCACCACCCUCUUGACAGUAACUUGGGCAUAACUGGGGCGCCAGGGAAGCUGAGGGGCAUCUAGGGUGGGCUCAGCACCUGUGUAUAGCUGCUGCUUGUGUUGCCUCCUUAUCUUGCACACACGGCAAGGCCGAGGCUGCAGGCUUGCAGCUCCAGGUGUGACGUGUUGCUGAUCCUCUGUUGUUUCUACACCAAAGAAGAGUAGAGGUGUUUCUUCAAUGCCUGGAAGUGUUUACCAUGAGCUCAUUUGUAUUUGUGAUUCCUCAUUCCCAGGUGAUGAUCAUUAAAAAAAAAAAAAAAACUAAUGUAACAUUGUAAAUAUUGAAGUAGCAACUUAGUUACUUAUACAACAGCCAUGUUUUGAGAAACAUAACGGAGGGCAAGGAUGGAAUAUGUAGGCAGCAGUACAGCGAUGCUUGUAAUUGGUGGGCUGAGGGCCAGGCAGAGGGUGGCAGCAGAGGCCUCCGCCCCUGGCCACGGCCCCUCUCAAAGAGUGGGCCUGGCACACAGCGCCUGCCCCCCAGCACACCCUGCGACACAAGCCUUGGGAGACAGGAGAGGCUAGUUCAGUACAGGCAGUCUGGUGCUACACCCCUGGCCUCCACAGGGAGACUGUAUCUAGGGUACAGCCUCCCUGGGCCUCCUCCGCCACCUGAGCGUGUCGGGGCCAGGCGGGCGGUUGGUUGGUGGCUGUUACCUCGGUUGUGUCCGGCGGGGCCGCGCGCUCCCACGUUCAAUUCUCCUCACAGACAAUACGAGUCUUAACUUUACUCUUUCAUUUUGUCACUCUGCGACCUGUAUCUUCACCACAUCCAGAUUUCAUGGCAGAUCUUUAAAAAGUCAAAUUAGCGAGGCACAAAGGGUGCCUUUUUUUUUAUAUACUAACAUGCUGUGAUUACCUUAUAUAGUCUACACUUUACAGAGCUUUAGUAUAUUUUUUGUAUUUUUGUACUGUUUAAAGUAGCCAUGUGGUUUUGAUGGUCAUAUUGGCAUCAAAUGAUCACUGACUAUCUUGUGUUUAUUACAAUGAGGCUGGGGCUACUCUGAGGCUACCUUGCCUGGCCAGCCAGCCAAGGAACAGCACCACCAGUAGCUAUCAGUCACCCUGCCUUGGACUAUGCCUGUGCCUGCACUGCCAGCGGGUCAGUGUCAUGCAAACUUUGGUGAACACCACCACACUAGUUCAGUUAAGCAGCAGUAAUAGAGAGGCCGGCUCUUCUGUAUUGACAACUGAAAAUGGCUGCCACAAGGUCUUAGCUGUGUUGCAUAAUAUGUUGAAUAGUCCAUGGGGCUGGUUAGUUUCAGAUUUAUUAUAUAAUGUGUGUGGAUAUGUGUGUAGUAUGCAUAUACUCUUCUGCAUAAUGAUGCAUAUUUGUAUAUGCAUAACACAUUCUUUUCUUUGAAUUAAAACUCAACCAUAUACUUAUACAUUGCAUAUACCCUUCUGCAUUAUCAUGCAUAUUGUAUAUGCAUAGUAGCACAUUCUUUUUUUCUUUGAAUAAAAACUCGCCUGUAUUCUUAUACAUGCAUAAACAUUCAUUACAUUUACUCUACAAUGCUAGAUCUGAGGCCUAAGUGACAGUGUAUACAAUAGUGGCAGCCGAAGAAAGUGUCAAACAUGUCUUGCUUUAGUCAACAGACGCCGCUGUCAUUUGACUCUGCUCCUCUCACUAGUGUGUAGCCAAAUAGUGUAAGUGCAUUUUGGUGCAAACCUUUUUUUUCCAAAUAUUGUUUUAUAGUUAUUUAUUUCACGUGUAUGACUCGCUCUUGAAACUUCAUGACGAUGGGGCCAUAGGGGCUGUUGGAGAGACCUUUGAGAUGGCACUCAGGACUUUUGACGACCUUACUUCUGUCUCCUCCUCUAUGAACACUUGCGACACUAGGCCGCUGGGGAGGGUCGUUGCUGCUGUUGCCUCCGCUGCCGUAGCCAUCGCAUCCCCGGGCAGCACAUGGGAGGGACCCUAAGAGUCGAGAGGCAAGAGGCGUUGAUUCUGAUAGCCAGGCACAUCGGCGGUCAGGUAACGUUGCCUUUCAUGAAGCAGACACCUGAAGCUUGGCACAAUCAGUUACCAGUUGGAGUUGAGACUUACCCACAUUCCAUAGCCUUGUGGUGGUGACUGGUGGUAGGCCCGGACGCGAGGUGUGUCGGGGCUGUCGGCUGUUUUGUUUGCUGUCUGUACUUCUGAUCCUAUUGCUUGGCCAUUAAAGGAAAUACUAUUGUCUGUUCUUGAAAGGUAAUGUUCGCUGACGGCUAGAGAGAAAACUUACCUAUAUAAAUUUCAAGUAACUAACCAAUUUUUUUUUCUCACGAUAUACAUAGUCUCCUACACACUAAUGAUGUUGAUGUUGAUAUACGAGUCUGUGUCUUAUUUAUUGUUUAGACUCAUUAUUUGUGCUGGUUUAGUUUUGUGGACAAGCAAACACGUGUAACAAUAGGUGAUCAUUUUUUAGUCAGUGUUGGUUCACUAGCGACUGUCUUUGGCUUUGUUUUUUCUUUCUUUAAAUAGAUAAAUUCAAUCUUAGUGUUUCUGAAGACAGAGGUUUUUGUUUGGUGGGUUUCGUACCCCAGAGAAGGUCACUGUUUACACUACACCAUUUUGAAAUUGUUCAAGCUGGAAGUUUGUCUAACCCAUUACCUUGAGACAGGUAAUUUGUGACCACUGAUCCCAAGGGUGUGCUCACUCACUCACCCAGGAGUUUUUUCAGUACAGAGUUUCAGACAGAAAAUUAGUGAACCCAAUGAGAGGUAAGUCUGAGAAGGGCACAAUUUUGUUUAGUUGUUUUAGUCACCAGUCUUGUUCCAGCUGAAACGCUUGUUUACCCCCACAAGAGGAGUGUGUCAGCCAAUCCUCCAAGCGAUUUCAGGCACAGACUUUUGAGUUCACUUCAGUUUUCAGGCGUUGUGAACCUCUGCUCUUGCUAGCUUAGAGAGAAGUCACACCCUGAGCGUUGGCGAGGCACCUCCCUCUCCCGUCACCACGACACGCCACCUUUUCCUUGGUUAGCCUCUGUGUCCAAGAAGUGAACUUUGUUUCCCUUAUAUACAUACAUACAUAUAUAUACAUAUAAAUAUAUACAUACAUAUAUAUGCAUUAAAAUUGAUGUUCAGACUUGUCUUUUAGUGAAACCAUUCUUGAAGGAAACAAGUCAAUGUUCUGCUUGUCGUACAUGACUGAACAAUUCUCCGUUCAGCACACUUUCAUUCCGUUCCUUUGUGUGGUGUAGCAGCGUCUUCACACUCUUAUCACUGGCAUACAUUGGACUUUUAAACAUCUUGCAUGUGUUUACAUUUUGUUUUUCCAAUUUCUUGCUUCUCUAUAUUUUCAGGUAUUUUGCAUGCUUUUGCUAAUGUUGGUGACAUUAGGAGUGUGCAUGUUGAAGACUGUUGAUGACAACACUGUCGCGAGUCAUUAGAAAGCACUGAUGUUUGACAUGAGUCUUGUGGGAUGAUUGAUUACAUUUAGACAUGGGUGAGAUAAUGUACCCAAGCCGGAACAUCUUGGCAGCUUGGAAAAAUCAAAUCUGCAGCCAUUUUUAUUCAGCUUAUAUUUUUUGUAGUGGAGGAAUUUCACGGUCUUUAAUUAGUUGCUUUGAACAACUUUGUUACUGCUGAACACUGUACAUAAUUACCUUCUCUUCUCUGUACAUUUAUUCUAUAAACAUUAAGUAACAACUGAAUAAAUUCGAUGUACACCA